Rhododendron vialii is the source of this 549-nucleotide messenger RNA. RefSeq lists its product as uncharacterized. The record is from RefSeq and is a predicted model, not a curated record. Bases 54 to 434 code for a protein of 126 amino acids. The transcript has 2 exons. NCBI's taxonomy places the organism in Eukaryota, Viridiplantae, Streptophyta, Magnoliopsida, Ericales, Ericaceae.
UGCGAGAACAACCCGACGAUCCCUUGAUCACCUGCGAAAUAUGCAUCGAACCCAUGUUAUCAAACAACAAGAAGUUCGGAAACAACAACCUCUGCGUUCACCCUUUUUGCAACGAAUGCAUAACCAAGUACGUGCAGUCUAAGAACGAGGAGGAGCGGGUGGCUGGAAUCAAGUGCCCCGGAUCAAACUGCGACAAGUUGCUGGAUCCGCUCACCUGCCGAGCCUUAGUACCUCCUGAAGUGUCCGACCGGUGUUACUGCCCGAACCGGGUUUGUUCGGCCAUGGUGGUGAAGGAGUGUGGAGGGAUCGUGAAGAAGUCGAUGUGUCCCAAUUGUAAACACUGUGUUGAGCACGUUCAUGGUUGCUCCAUUCUUACGUGCAGAUGUGGGAGGAGUUUCUCCUACGAGUGCGGAAGGAAGGUGCAUCAACACUAGUGUUGCUGCGAAGAUAAAGCUAACCACGAAGAUACAACAAAAAAGGAAAAGCACACGGACAUCAACAAAGAACAAGUCGUCCCACACCAGUGUUCUUGCAAUGAUAAAGCUAACA